GUCAAAUUUCCAUAACGAAACCAAGUGAAGUAGGCAAAUUUCAUCAGUCAGCAUCUUGACGCCACGACAGACACUAGCAAACUAAAAAUUUGCCCAAGUUAUUAUUUUGAAAUUUUAUUUAUUGAUUGCAUCAUGUCCACAAGACAGGCUGCAAGAUCACGAAAUUUAAAAGGAAAAGAAGCUCUGUUGGAAUGGUGUAAGCAACAAACGUACGGUUACAAAGGCGUGAGCGUGCGUAAUUUAAACUCUUCGUGGAGGGAUGGCUUGGCAUUUUGCGCGCUCUUACACAGAUUCGAUCCCGAACUGAUGUAGGUAUUCAAAAUGAUUGCACUCGACUCUCUCUCUUGAUGUCUCCCUCUUUCUCGAUCUCUCGCUAUCUUUCUCUUUCCCUCUCUGUUUUUACCCUGGCGAGCAACAAAAGGUUGUUUAUGGCUGAGACAGUCGAAGAAAGUCUACACAAAUAACAGUAUUUUUUUCGAAAUUGAAAACAAAGGUUUCACUCGGGGAAAGGGAAGUUGGGGUUUUUUACCACACCGCGGUAAAUUUUUGGUCAUUACAAUUUUCAAAUGCCACUAUCCGCAGUAUUUGCUACAAUAAUUAACUUUUGAUAUUUUGUGAGAAACUAAGACAAUGACGCAGUGAUAUUUUAAGUGAAGACAGAGGAGAUUCGUGAAAACUGCAGUAACUUGUAACUGGAACUUCUGCUUUUUUAGCAUUUGUUCAUCAUAUGUGCGCGGUAUGUGAUGCGAACGCGACAUGUAACAUCACGGGAAACUUUCUAAUCUGUAUAAUCCUCUGAAGUGAACCCAAACUUAUUUAUGUUAAUUGAUUGUCUGAGGUCACCAAGCGAGACGAGAGAUUUAACCAAGAGGCACGUAUCAAUGCAAAAGUGUCCCUAAAAUAUUGAAUUAUUUAAGUACAGAUUUUAAAGAACCGCAACGCGUUCAUCUCGCAGACAUCCAGUGAAAAAUAAAAUUGAAAAAGUUUCACUGCCGCCUUUACAUACGAGUAAUCGUUCAAACUGUGUCUUUUAUAUUAAAGUUAAGUGGAAACGUUAAAAAUUAUUGAUAAACAUCGAACAAAUAGAGCGUUAUUGAUUGCAGCCAUGGUAACAAGAAUAUUAAGGCCACAGAAGCUUUAUUAUGCAAAAAAAAAAAAAAUUAACGCCUAGUUCUAGCUCGAGAUUGAUCGUAGCACUUUGAUUUUGAGUCAUACCCUUUUAUAAGAACCUAAAUUGUAUGUUUUUUUUCUUCGACUUUGACCUUGACUUAAAGUUUUUUAAAUACACAAGUAAAUAUGAAAUAUACAGAUGCCCUUAAGAGGGCGAACUUUCGACUCUGCACUAAAUAGCAUAUAGGAAGUGAACCAUCGAUGGAUAAUGUCAAUAAACUUUUUUUGUAAGGUUGGAGGAAAAGACAAGCCGAAGGUGGGGAAAAUGUAAUUAUUAGCAGAUUUUGAAAUGAUGCUAAAAUGAAAGCAUGGUAUAGUUGUAUUUUAGACUUACAAUGGCGGUCCCUAAUAACGUUAACAUGACGCGGGUCUCAAAAUAUUGAGUUGGACAAGUUAAGGUUUGCGGAUUGGUUCCACAGAGAUAUUUCUGAUAAUUUUCUUUCACUUUGCAGCAAAUUUGACGACCUUUCUAAGGAGGACGCCUUGAAAAACAAUGAAUUGGUAGGUUUACUUGGACCAAACCGUGCAUUCUCGAGAAAGAGAGAGCUUUAGUUUUGUGAUAUGUAUAACUGAUCUCCAUAUUUUCAAGUCUCUCCAUAAACGAACGGACGAAAAUGUAUCAUAACUUGAGGAAAACAGAGCAAGGGCGAUGAAUGAAAUUCAAGAACUUACUUAAGUCAAAGAGCGCAUUGCCUCACGUUUUAGCUGUGUUGAGCAAAGUAAGUUUUAUAUUUCAGGCUUUCAAAGUGGCCGAGGAAAAACUCAAAGUUCCAGCUCUUUUGGAGGCAAGUGACCUGGUAUCAAUGGAAGAGAUUGACGAGAUGAGCGUGAUGACGUAUCUCUCCAUGCUGUACAAACGAAUUAAAAAAAAUUCCUCGCCUGGUGAGUAGUUGCUUUUCUGAUUUGAACUAUUCUCGGAACGGAAAUUCUUCUGAUAAUGCACGUUUGAGAAAUUUAACAGGGGGAAUAUUGUUCCUUGCUGUCUUCAGUGGAGUGAAGCAAUCUCGAAGACGUGUGCCAAUCGUUUACAAUACCGAUCGUCUUAGUACACACCUUUUCGUUCACUUGCGCACGUCUGGUGUUUGUUUAUGUAGGAAGAAAAUGUCACUUUUUCAAAUGAUAGUGAUAUGUAUUUUUUUAUUUCAUAGCCCCUAGAAGUCCCGCCGUCAAUUCUACUACAGGUAUGUAGAAUCCAUGAAACUUUUGCAAAUGAUGCCAAACACGAACUGCCGAAAACUUUGACAAUGCUCAAAUUUCACUCUAAAUUCAUCCAGCUGAGUUCUAUAAAAAGUAAAAUUAAAAACAUCUUGUAAACCACAUGUUGUAGACUCAAAAAAGGAAUAAGUGGACCUGUCAUUAUUUAGCCCCUUCGGGGUGGGUCGAAGGAUUCUAGGAGGGGGGGGAGGAUCACGUGGUUUUCAAGGGGGUAUGAAGGGAGACCAGUCGCCUCUAACAGAGUUUGGAGGGGUGAAAUUAAGAAAUUUGACCUCUAGUGAGCGGGAUCAUCAGAAUACUACAGACCCUUAUGGGGUAUUAAGAAAAUUUUAUUGAGACACAACCAAGGAUCGGUAAUACGCAGUGAUGCAUAGCUGUUCUGUAUUACCGUUUGCGACCUAACAUCACUAGACCCACCUACACCUUCUUCAACUUUACCACAGUGGCACUAACUGUCAUCGUCACACCUGUGUCCACUGUGCGUCAGUGGCGUCGUCACCUGAGGAGAAAUUUAUUCAUUUAAUCUUAAAGAACGUGCUGCUCAAUAGAAUGCCUUCGGGGUAUAUCUUUCCACCUAAGAGCUUCUUGAGAACCCCUUUUGUUAUGACGUCAUUUGCCGUUUCCUAGUUGCUUUUCGUCCGAGCGUAUCCUUUGGUCUCGAUACUUUAAGAAAACUGUCUUAAUGAAACUGCGUAUCGCGUGGCGUGAUUGCGAAGUUUUGAUUAACGUUGGCGGUUCUGACGUCCAUAUGUACAUCCACUAUUAGCUUCUAAUAUUCACUUUCUCUGGGUGUUUCCAUGAUCAGGGCCUGGUUUAUCACAGCUGUUAUGACAUGAAGAGUCCACAUGCACGAAUAUUCCCUCCGCCCCACCCCACUGAGGAGAUGUAGUCGUCUCAGGUUAUCCCCCACCCCACAGCAUCUCGUCACGCCUCCCUGGCAGUUCACCACUACCCAUUUAUACCCCUGGAUGGCGAGCGGCAUUGAGAAAAUAAAGUGUCUCGUCCAGGAGCACAACACAAUUUUCAGCUGAGCUCAAGCCCAGGCCUACGUGUGCACACGUUAUUACCCCUGUCGCUGCUUGGUUGUUUUGGUUGUCAAAAAUAUUUUUGCCACAAAUUUAAAAUUCAAUGUUUAUCUGUUGUAGUUCCAACAAGGAGAACCCUUUUGACGUCUUGAAAGAUGAGAACAACUUCACCGAGCGUUUUGAGAAACGAAAACACCGUCUCAGUUCUGGAGAAAAAGACAACUUCUCUAACAGAUCAGUGCCAAAGGAAACUACCUUAAGAGAACUACACCAGGAAAACCACGUCUAAAUAGUAGAUGAAUACUGUCCCCCUUCAUUGGACUGGAAGACAGUUGAAAACAUCCAAAUUUAUCUUUUGCUAGUUUGUCUCAAAAUGACUGAAGUUGUAUCGAAACGACCUUCUGUAUCUAUCGAGUUGUCUUUUAGUUUGUAUCGAAUCCAUUUGUAUCAAAACGACCAUACUACGAUAAAUUUCACAUGCUAGUGAUUGAAUAUGACUGCAUUUGACCUAAGAUCUUAUCAUUAGUAUUAGCUCGAAAAAUUGAUGGCAAAAAAAUUUCUGUUCUAUCAAUCACUCGCGUUUCAGCUCAUGAAUCAUCUUUAUCAAAAUUUUUCGUUGCAUGUCAACAGAGCUCCCUUUCACUUCCAAGAUCUCGUUAGCAAUUCUCCUUUCUGUCAGCCAUACGAUUCUGAUGAUGUUAGUUUGAAGUAAUUGGUAUUGGAUCAAUUGAUAAUGCCCUAAUUGAUAUUUUUCUUGAUUUCCGUUACUUAUCGGCUCGAUAUUGUAUCAGUAUUGUAAGGAGAAAUUCUAUCAUGGUCAUUCGUUGGAGCUUAAGAGUUAAAGGAGAUGUUAUCAGCUGAUAACGAUGAAAACACUUAACAGGUGGACUUCACACAGAUUAUUAACCACUAAAAUUGGAAACCAGCGUUAAAAGGCAACUGUAGUAUGGAUAGAGGUGUAACCUGGGAUCUUUGCAUUUUUUUCCUUCUCAUUCGUGUUACGCAUUUACCAUUUUAAUAUAUGAAAAUAAGAAAUUAUUAGGCCUGUGUACGGAUAUAUGGAGCACGCAUGAUACUGUUAAGUGAACACAUAUGAAAAUUAUCUUUCAUGAAAUAUAAAAAUAUAAGAGAACUUGAAAUAAAAGUCGAUUCACG
This is a messenger RNA of Pocillopora meandrina, 4565 nucleotides long. NCBI's taxonomy places the organism in Eukaryota, Metazoa, Cnidaria, Anthozoa, Scleractinia, Pocilloporidae. The record is from the annotation of a GenBank genome assembly.